Salvia miltiorrhiza (redroot sage) is the source of this 4313-nucleotide messenger RNA. Its product is annotated as formin-like protein 5. Bases 793 to 3936 code for a protein of 1047 amino acids. The transcript is spliced from 6 exons. The record is from RefSeq and is a predicted model, not a curated record. Gene Ontology annotation, molecular function: actin filament binding. NCBI's taxonomy places the organism in Eukaryota, Viridiplantae, Streptophyta, Magnoliopsida, Lamiales, Lamiaceae. Gene Ontology annotation, biological process: actin nucleation; actin cytoskeleton organization.
UCGAAAAGAUUCAUAAUCUUUUCAUACCCAAAAUUCAAAACAACGUAUAUGACAAUUGAUUGCAUAUUCGCGCUACAAAUUAACAUAAGGUCGCUGCGGAGCCCAAAAAUAGCAAACUGAACCAACAGAAUUCUGUACACCAGAAACUCGCAAACAAGAAAAGCACCAACAAACAUGCCAUCAAAUUUUUGUCAGAUUUGGUCUGACGCUUUUCCACGCAGAGGGAAAGUAUCCAUUUGUUGUUUGUUUUUCUUCUUCUUUUCUUGAUCAAGUCAAAACAAUUCCUAAAUGUUAAUGUUUCAAUCUCAUCUAGUGGAUCACGACGCAUGCCUCACAGCUCACCUAAAUCUGUUCUUCGAUUCACCAAGACGGGAUUCAAGAAUUCCUUUUUUCAUGUUUCUGCUUUCUUUGAAUUUCCCAGCCCCUUCUGCUGCAUCAUGCAAACUUGAGCAUCUGCUCGAAAAUAUUGCUGGUUGAUUUCAAAUUUUGCAGGUUUUCCUGGGCUUUACAUAUCACCGUGUGUGUAACUCCAACACAAUUCCCACAUUUUUCUUGGGAUUUUUGGGGAACACGCAGUCAAAAUCAAGAUUGUUGAUCAUUUCUCGUUUUUGUGCACAAUUCCGACAAUUUUGGCAGAAUUAUUGAGGUGGGCGGCCUAGAUUGUUGGUUAGAAGAAUCCAGAAUCCGUUGUUGAGGGAUGUAGUAUCAUCAAUAUGGUUAAGUUUUUGUGUUUGAAGGAGGAGAGAUGAAUUUGGUGUAAUGCAAUGAGAAGCAUUUUGCAGAAUUGGGAAGAUGAGGUUUCAAAUGAUAAUUAUAAGAGGAGGUUUUAUAUAUAUGGCGUUUUUGUUUGUGCUUUCGAUUACAGCGGCGAUGGGUGUGGAGAGCGAGAGGGAAGAGAGAGAAACCUUACUUGUUUAUUUGAUGGACGCAGGGGAGAUCAAUCAGGAAAUGGCUGAAUCACUACGGAGUGACUGCAGGAACGAGCUAUCACAUGCCAAGAAAACCUUGCAAGAUAUUGAGUUAUGUUUUAUGAAGGAGAGGUCAGUUAGUCGUGAGGAGCUUUAUGGCGGGUCGUCCAGAGUAAAGACGCAGGAUGCUCACAAUGUCAUGUGCCCUCAAGUUAAGAAGAUCCUUGUAGAUUGUUUACGGGAUAAAAACCUCGUGCUUCCUGUCACUGGAGAGAAGAAGGAUUCAGAUACCUGGUUGAGAUCUUUGCCAUCUUCUCCCAGACGGCGUGAGUUGGCCGAGAAAUCUGGAGAACCAUCUGAUCCACUCCCAACCAUCAUGCUUGCUGUCGGUGUAACUGCAUCCCUGACCUUUAUUGUUUCGAUUCUACUGUUUUAUUUCUGCUGUGCGGGUAGCUUUGCAGCAGGUCGAAACGAUGAGAGACCUCUCCUCAGCUUAACCUUAAGCGACUCCGUUGCCUCUUCGCGGAAGUCAUUAACUUUAGGAACAUCAACAAAUGAAGAGAAGCUCGGUAGUCAGUCCUUUAACAGCAGCUUGGGCCAUACGAAAAGCAGCGGAAACCUACACUUGGAAUCGCAUUCUCUAGGCCAUUUACACCAUAGCAGAAGCAGCGGAAACUUAUUGAUGGAGUCGAAUUCUAUGAACGAAGCACGGUCUCUCAACAGCUCGCAUUCUUUGAAUGAUGCACUUUCUCUGAGUAGCUCAAUCACUCUGAGCAGUUCUAAACAAGAGAAACCUCUUGGAACCCCUGCAGAUGAUGCUGCCACGGAAGCUUCCGCUCAAGCACCGCCUGGGGUGACGGGGACACCUAUAUUUCCUCCUCUAAAGCCACCUCCUGGAAGGAAAAUCCCUCCCAGCCCUCCUCCUCCACUUAGCUCAGCUCCUCCCCCACCCCCGGCUCUCACAGCCCCACCACCCCCAUCAGCAGCUCUGAGUACACCGAGUCCACUAGCUCCAACACCACCAGCACCCCCGGGUCUCAGAGCUCCACUGCCCCCGGCUCCCAUGAAUGCUCCUGGAGCACCACCACCCCCUAGAGCUCCUGCUGGUCCGCGUCCUCCAGGACCUCCACCACCUGGACCGCCUCCGCCACCUGGCCCCAGGGGAGGUGGUCCUCGCCCACCAGGACCCCCACCGCCUCCAGGUGUUGGCGGUCCUCCACGGCCUCCUGGCGUGAGGCCUCCUAGGGGUCCGGGUGCACAUCAUGCACCAAGCUCCUCCGUGGGAGAUCUUGAUAUCGGUGGUUCUAAGACGAAGCUGAAACCUUUCUUCUGGGACAAGGUGAAUGCCAGCGCUGAUGAUUCGAUGGUUUGGAGUCAGAUCAAAGGCGGAUCUUUCCAGUUCAAUGAAGAGAUGAUCGAAACACUAUUUGGAUAUGCCCCUACCGGUAAAAACAAGCUUCCUACAAAGAAAGAGGCUGCCCAAGAGGCUCCUAAGUUCAUUCAAAUAAUUGAUGCUAAGAAGGCGCAGAAUCUGUCGAUUCUACUCAAAGCAUUAAACGUGACUACAGAUGAAGUCCGUGAUGCACUUGAAGAAGGUAACGAGCUUCCUUCAGAACUUAUUCAGACUUUAUUAAAGAUGGCGCCUACUCAAGAAGAAGAACUGAAACUGCGACUCUUCACGGGCGAGUUGACCCAGCUAGGUCCUGCAGAACGCUUUCUAAAGGUCAUGGUCGAUAUUCCUUUUGCGUUUAAGAGGCUAGAGUGUCUUUCUUUCAUGGGCAUCCUUGAGGAGGAGUCAACAUCACUAAAAGAUUCUUUUGUUGUCUUGGAGGCUGCUUGCACAGAACUGCGGAAAAACAGAUUGUUUCUCAAACUUCUUGAGGCAGUUCUUAAAACUGGAAAUCGGAUGAACAGUGGGACGUUUCGUGGUGGUGCACAAGCAUUUAAGCUCGACACACUUCUAAAGUUAUCAGAUGUGAAAGGGAUAGACGGAAAAACCACAUUGCUGCACUUUGUUGUUCAAGAAAUAAUCCGAGGGGAAGGCAUAAGAGCUGCUCGAGCAGCUAGAGAGAUGCGGAGCAUGUCCAGCAUAGUGUCUGAAGAUCUUGACAAUGGUUCUGACCUAGAUUCAGAUGAGAAUUUAAGGAGCCUCGGUCUUCAGGCUGUGUCACGUCUGGGAAAUGAUCUCGAGCAUGUGAAAAGAGCUGCAAUUUUAGAUGUUGAUAGCAUAACCGGGACAGUUGCAAGGCUUGGCCAUGCACUUGUGAAAGCGCGGGAUUUUCUCAACACGGAUAUGAAGACCGUACAGGAAGAAGACAAGGGGUUUCAAGCCUCGUUGAAGAGUUUUGUGGAGAAUUCUGAGGGUAAUGUGAGGUGGUUGCUAGAGGAAGAGAAGCGAAUAACUGCACUCAUCAAGAGCACCGCGGAUUACUUUCAUGGAAACUCGGGGAAGCUAGAUGAAGGCUUGCGAUUAUUCUCAGUCGUUCGUGAUUUCCUUGUGAUACUAGAUAAGGUAUGCCUUGAAGUGAAAACCACACCAGCAAAGCCAAAGGAGGAAAAACCUAAAGAAGAGAAACCUAAAGAGGAGGAGAAGCCUAAAGAGGAGUUAAAACCUAAAGAGGAGGAGAAGCUUAAAGAGGAGGAGAAGCCUAAAGAGGAGGAAAAACCAAAAGAGGAGGACAACCCUAGUGAGGCAUCGACUACGAAAGAGGAUCCAGUUGCUGCACCUCCGCCCCCAGCUGCCAUAGCUAGUGGGCAUGCGGAUAGUUCAGAUGAUUCGGAUGAUUCAGACGAUUCAAGUUCAGAUGAGGAUACAUCAACUGCGAAAGAUGAUCCCGUUGCUGCACCUCAAAAACCAACUCCUCCAGUCCCAGCCAUACUUAGUACGCGUCCGGAUAGUUUAGAAGAAGAGGACAAGCUAAACACAUCAGCUGUUAAAGAAGAGAACCCUGCUAGUGCGUCAACUGCGAAAGAGGAUCCGGUUGAUACGCCUCCAGACUCUGAGAAGCCUACUCCCAGCAGUAGCUAGUAGGCUUCCGGAUAGUUGAGACGAAGACGAGGAUAAGGGUGAUGAUAGUUAACUCAGAAAAUAUGAAGAGCAAGUAAUCCUCAUCUUAGUUCAAUGCAACCUCUUUAUUGGCCUCAGGCAAGCUGAGGUCUAAGAGAAAGUGGUAGCAUCUCUUCUUUGAUUAGGGUGCUGACUCCUUGUGGAGUUGGGCAUAGAUGAUUUUUGGAAAGUGUAGAAAAUUUGUAUGUAUUAUUUCCCACUUGUGUUUGUAUCUUGUUGUAGCUUUGUGUUGUUUGUAAUUCUUGUUGUGCUUCUAUUAGAUUAUUAGGAUUAGGUUCCAAGAUCAGCACCUUUGUUAAUAUACAAAAUUUUGCUACAUGAUUCAAAUUUCAAUCAUC